AUGGCUGUCUUUCUCAUGUUCUUCUUUCUUUUCUUCGCCACCUCUUCUGCAGCCUCUUCUAAAUUCGAUCUCCAAAAAGCUUACCCUGAUCACUGUGCUUCAUUUGUUCCCCAGUCUUCCCCGAAAGGAGACGCGCAAGGACCGCCAGACCAAAACUACCACACAGGUUACUACACCCGUGGCGGUGGCAGUGGCGUUCUUAGUCCUAGCCCAUUGUAUUAUCCUAACGACAACUCUGUUCAAUUCGUUAUCCAGAGCAUUGGAGAAACUGAUGUUCAAGGCCUGAUCAAGCUUCAAGGGAGUUUGAUAUUUCCGAGAGAUGCGUUUUACUUUGUGGGAAGUACUUCCACCACAAGUAGCGGGUCCUCAUCUCGAUCAGUUCUUCGUCCAAGAAGUUCAAUACGUGUUACACUUGGUGGGUUCUGGUCACAAUCUUCCGGGAAGCUUUGUAUGGUUGGUUCGGGUUAUGAUUACUUGGAAGGACGAAGUUAUUUGCAUCACAUUCAUUCUGUUCUUAAGCUCCACAAUUUCACGAACUCCGCUAAUGUCACAAGUUUGAUUAGCGGAACCUUGGAGAGCAUGACCAGUUCCGAGAAUGAUGCAGAUUAUUUCGAACCAAUCUCUAUUUUGAUGCUUCCUAGCAUGAACUACCAGUACACCCUGAUUUCAAAUAAAUCCGAGGCCAUCAGUGCUUCUGGUGGAGCUGAUGGUUCCAAUCCCACAAGUUCCUUGAAUAUAAAGAGAUUUUGUUCUCUUAUUGAAUGUUCGGAGAAUACACAAAGGUUGAGAGUCCUGGUGGAAUUUGAAGACAGCAGCAACUUCUGGUAUCGAAGGUUCGAUCCCAAUACAACACUGGCUGGGGAAGGUUCAUGGGAUGCAGAGAAAAAUCAGCUGUCUUUGGUUGCAUGUCGAUUCUUGGUUGCAGCAGGCUCUUGGAACAAUACUAGCGUCGGUGAUUGUUCAACAAGAUUGAGCUUGCGAUUUCCAGCUGUAUGGACAAUCGGAAACAGUAGUAGCAUGGUGGGGAAGAUUUGGAGCAACAAAACUGUGACGGAGUCAGGUUACUUUGAAAAGAUCACGUUCGAAAGUCUUGGGGAUGACAUUGGAAGGAUUCUGAUUCCAGGCGCGAAGUAUAAGUACACGAAAAUCAACACCGUAAACAAGUUGUGCCCGAAAAAGGAGACUGCUCGUGGCAAGACCAAUGUGUACGCGGAUCCGUUUUCUUAUGAAAUGAGAUUUGAUGUGUCAGCUAAGAAUUCUGAAGGACAAGUUGCAUGGGGCAGUUCUGUUCCGAUUUCUGUUGGGGAUCAAUUUUAUCAGGCGAAUCGGUAUUCGAUUGCAAGCGCUGAAGAUGAAGAUGAAUCUACAGCUCCUGAGAGAUACAGCCUCAACCACAGCAGAGCGUACAAUAUUAGCUACAAAAUAAGCAUCGACUGGCUACCUGAUGCAAAGUUUGGAAAUACAUCAGUUUUAAACGAAAUGCAGAUCUUUGCCGAAGGGAUCUAUGAUGAAACCGAUGGCAGCCUGUGCAUGGUAGGCUGCAGAAAACUGGCCUCAAAGGGUAAGCAGCCAACAGAUGAUUCUGUAGAUUGCGAGAUUGCAGUCAACUUUCAGUUCCCUACAACAAACCCAACCAAGAGUUCGGGUCUCAUCAAGGGCAGCGUAAAAAGCACACGAAAAAAGUCCGACCCUCUUCAUUUUGAAACUUGGGAUUUAACCUCAGCUUCCGUCACCCUCUUCGAAGAAAGGCGGUCCAUUUGGAGGAUGGAUGUGGAGAUCAUAUUGGUUCUUAUAUCCACCACGCUGGCAUGCUUCUUUGUGGUGCGACAACUCUUCCAUGUGAAGAAGUAUCCAGAUGUUCUUCCCUCCAUUUCCAUUUUCAUGCUACUAAUUCUAACUCUUGGCUACAUGAUACCCCUUAUGCUAAACUUCGAAGCCAUGUUCAUGAAUAGCACCAACCGCGAAAACGUGUUCCUUGGAACCGGAGGAUGGCUUAAAGUAAAUGAGGUAAUUGUGAGGGUGAUAACAAUGGUAGCGUUCCUGCUGCAAUUCCGUCUUCUGCAGCUAACUUGGUCAGCAAGAUCAAAAAAUGAAAAUCGCAAUGAGCUCUGGCUCAUGGAGAAGAAGACUCUCUUUGUGGCCUUACUACUAUAUGUUGCAGGGGCUUUCGCCAUUUUUCUUCUGCAUAAUCAGAUUUGGAAGAAGAGCAACUACGCCGAGCGCUCAAUUUUAAGCAUUGCCUUCAAAUCUUACUCUGGUUUGGUUAUGGACGGUUUUUUGCUGCCUCAAAUUGUGCUCAACAUGUUCUGCAAGUCAAAGGAAAAUGCUCUAUCCAUUUCGUUCUACGUAGGAACGACUUUUGUUCGAGCGCUGCCACAUGCAUACGAUCUUUACAGGGCUCACAACUUUGCUCAUCCCCAAUUCAACGAGUCGUACCUGUAUGCAAGCCCUGCAGCAGAUUUUUACUCCACUUCUUGGGAUGUCAUAAUUCCUUUUGGAGGUUUAGUGUUUGCUGGUGUCAUUUUCUUGCAGCAGAAGUUUGGGGGUCGUUGCUUUCUCCCCAAAAAGUUGAUAGAGUUGGGUGAAUAUGAAAAGGUCCCUACUGUUACCAUAGGGUAA
This is a messenger RNA of Pyrus x bretschneideri (Chinese white pear), 2619 nucleotides long. RefSeq lists its product as uncharacterized. Bases 1 to 2619 code for a protein of 872 amino acids. Lineage: Eukaryota; Viridiplantae; Streptophyta; Magnoliopsida; Rosales; Rosaceae. Gene Ontology annotation, cellular component: intracellular membrane-bounded organelle. The transcript is spliced from 2 exons. The record is from RefSeq and is a predicted model, not a curated record.